Haliaeetus leucocephalus (bald eagle) is the source of this 1009-nucleotide messenger RNA. It is a transcript of the gene CNRIP1, whose product is annotated as cannabinoid receptor interacting protein 1. The record is from RefSeq and is a predicted model, not a curated record. The transcript is spliced from 3 exons. Gene Ontology annotation, molecular function: type 1 cannabinoid receptor binding. Gene Ontology annotation, biological process: negative regulation of signaling receptor activity. Gene Ontology annotation, cellular component: plasma membrane. The coding region runs from base 123 to 611 and encodes 162 amino acids. Lineage: Eukaryota; Metazoa; Chordata; Aves; Accipitriformes; Accipitridae.
CCUCCCUCCUCCUCUUCCUCUCCCUCACAGCCUCGCUCUCCUCUCCCGGCCAGCCGCCUUCCGCGGAGGGGGCGAGACGAGCGCAGAGCCCGCAGCGCCCCCCUCCACCCCGGCGACAAGCGAUGGACGACAUCCCCGGCCUCGUGAAAAUCAGCGUCUCCCUCAAAAUCCAGCCCAACGACGGGGCGGUGUAUUUCAAGGUGGACGGGCAGCGCUUCGGCCAGAACCGCACCAUCAAGCUGCUGACCGGAGCCAAGUACAAGAUUGAGGUGGCCCUUCGGCCCGGCACCGUCCAGGCCACGACAAUGGGCAUUGGGGGCGUCAAUGUCCCACUGGAAGAGAAAUCGAGGGAUGCACAGGUGGCCUCUUACACAGGGAUCUACGAUACAGAAGGGGUGCCCCAUACCAAGAGCGGGGAGAGACAGCCCAUCCAGGUCAACAUGCAGUUUAACGACAUUGGCGUUUUUGAAACAGUCUGGCAAGUCAAAUUCUACAACUACCACAAACGGGAUCAUUGCCAAUGGGGAAACAGUUUUGGCAGUAUUGAGUACGAAUGCAAACCAAAUGAAACGCGCAGUCUUAUGUGGAUCAAUAAAGAGACCUUCCAUUGAAGAGAUGCAAAACCAAUACUGCUGGACAAUCUCCCUAAAGAAAAAUCUACCUUUUUAAACCAGCAAGAAGCCUUAACAAAGGCAUACUGUACUGUUGCUUUGUUCCAUAAGGUUGCAACAACUAUGUUGUAUAUACAGGUGGUGCCACUAAAAUCUUCGCCUAUUACUGUAUUUUAAGUUUACCAUGGCAUCUGCAACAUUCUUUAUCUGUCACCCUGAGAAUACUGAAAAGUUCAUAGUAAAGAAUAUUUGAUAGCUGGGUAGAAAGUCAUACCAUCAUAAUACUGUUGUAAGUAUUUGGAUUAUUCCCACUAAACAGUUCCACUAGAUGUAACAACUUUUGUGAAGUGUUUUGCUUUUUUGCUUAGAAUUUGGAUGCAACAUCACAUUGGUGAUUU